AUGGCAAAGUUUGACCUCUCUGCGGUAUGGCGCGAUAUCGUAGCCUACCGUCGAGCCUACGUCCUCACCCUAGUGGCGUCCUUUGGUGGCAUGCUCUUCGGAUGGGACACGGGCCUAAUCGGCGGCGUGCUGACCAUGGACGCAUUCCAAGAGUCUUUCGGGCUCGAUCCCCACAGCGGUGACUUCGCCAAUCUGCAAGGCAACAUUGUGUCGGUGCUGCAAGCAGGGUGUUUCUUCGGCGCUCUGGCGUCGUUCUACGUCAGCGACACGUUCGGCCGCAAGUGGGCUCUGAUCAUCGCGGAUCUGAUUUUCAUCCUCGGCUCGCUGAUUCAGACGCUCUGCGCGCUGGGCACGAAGAGUCUGGCGCAGCUGUACGUGGGACGCGUCAUUGGCGGGUUUGGAGUCGGCCUCAUCUCAGCUGUGGUACCCACGUAUAUCUCUGAAAACGCACCCAAGGAGAUCCGUGGACGCUGCGUAGGGACCAUGCAACUUUUUAAUGUGACUGGAAUUUGCCUUAGUUUCUUUGUGAACUAUGGAGUCGAACUAGACAUCACCAGUCGUUACAACUCGGCCAAAUGGAGGAUUCCAUUCGCGCUGCAAAUGUUACCCGGCGUGCUGCUCCUGGCAGGCAUCUUCUUCCAGAACGAGAGCCCGCGCUGGCUCGUGGAGAAGAACCGCAUCGCCGACGCAGCGCAGGCACUGGCGCAGGUGCGUGGCAAGUCGACCGAGGACGCAGACGUGGUGCAGGAGCUCGACGAUAUCAUUGCCGAUUUCAACGGCCACGAAAAGAUGUCCAUGGUUGCGCAGGCCAGGUUGGCUUGCUCGAGCAAGAAGAUGUUCUACCGCUCUUCGUUCGCCGUCAUUCUCAUGUUCUGCCAGCAGUGGACGGGUACCAACUCGAUCAACUACUACGCUCCGCAAAUCUUCCAGCAGAUUGGUUUGGUCGGCAACGCUUCGAGGCUGUUCGCCACUGGCGUAUAUGGUAUUGUGAAGAUUGUGGUGACGGCCAUUGGCCUGAUGGCUUUCACUGAGCAGCUUGGGCGCAAGUGGUCUCUCUUGAUUGGAUCUGCAGGCCAGGCGUUUGCCAUGUUCUACAUUGGCGUCAACCAGGCCGUGCACCCACCCAGCGGUGCGCUGGACGGUAACGCCAUCUUUGCCAUCAUCUGCGUCUACCUGUUUGUCGUCUUCUACUCGUUCGGCUGGGGCCCGAUUCCGUUUGUGCUCUCUUCCGAGUGCGCGCCCAACCACGUGCGCUCGCUCAUCAUGGCCGCCGCGCUGAUGACGCAAUGGCUGUUCAACUUUGUCAUCGCCAAGAUCACGCCCAUCAUGCUGGCGCCCAGCGGCAUCACGUACGGCACGUUCCUGCUGUUCGGAUCGUGCUGCAUCCUCAUGGGUAUCUACACCAUCUUCUGCGUGCCCGAGACAAAGGGCGUACCGCUCGAGUCGAUCCACAUUCUGUUCGAGGGCAACAUUGUAGCGGGCUGCGUCAAGGACACGUUCCCCGCGACGUCGCGGGCCAAGAAGCUCAAGAACACGCACUUUGCCGACGAGGUCGAAGAUGUGGAUGGCGGGGCGCCUGGGAAGAAUCGCAGGAGCGUGGAGCAUGUCGAGACUGCGUAG
Molecule: messenger RNA, 1620 nt
Organism: Ascochyta rabiei
Lineage: Eukaryota; Fungi; Ascomycota; Dothideomycetes; Pleosporales; Didymellaceae
Exons: 6
Coding region: 1-1620 (539 amino acids)
Biological process (GO): transmembrane transport; carbohydrate transport
Cellular component (GO): membrane
Molecular function (GO): carbohydrate:proton symporter activity
Source: RefSeq, a predicted model, not a curated record